Messenger RNA from Halteromyces radiatus, 501 nucleotides. RefSeq lists its product as uncharacterized. The record is from RefSeq and is a predicted model, not a curated record. NCBI's taxonomy places the organism in Eukaryota, Fungi, Mucoromycota, Mucoromycetes, Mucorales, Cunninghamellaceae. Bases 69 to 482 code for a protein of 137 amino acids. The transcript has a single exon.
AUUUAACUACGUUUUUCCAAUUACCUUCCCAAAAUAUAUAUAAAAAAAAGUGUAUUCAGGUUAACAAAAUGAAGGGAUAUAUUUUUAUGGCUGUAUCUUUAUUCAAUUUUGUCUAUAUAUUUGUAUUUCUUGUGCUUGCAUCAUGUACUCAGGCGAAAGAGUAUUGCAGUCGUAAUGGUAGACAAUGUCCACUGGGAUUUUAUUGUAGUAAUGGCGACUGCGCUGUCGAUAAUCGCGAAUAUGGCAAAAUAAAAGAUCCUGGAUUGAUAGGUUGUCGGGAGAAGCUGAAAGGUCAAUGUCAAUUCGUAGCAUACCAUCAUGGAUACUGUUAUUGCGACAAUAAAUGCCCUGGUUUAUACUACAAAAUAAUGCAAUGCAAGACAGGUACGCCAUAUUGCCGACCAGAUCCUGCUCAUUGUUCUACUGAUAACAAUUGUCAAGAAGCUAAUAAAAUAGCUGAUAGCUGCGGUGCAAUAUAUUAGAUUAGGUCUGUUAAAAAUA